Diprion similis is the source of this 5504-nucleotide messenger RNA. It is a transcript of the gene Sulf1, whose product is annotated as extracellular sulfatase SULF-1 homolog. The record is from RefSeq and is a predicted model, not a curated record. Gene Ontology annotation, molecular function: N-acetylglucosamine-6-sulfatase activity; glycosaminoglycan binding. Lineage: Eukaryota; Metazoa; Arthropoda; Insecta; Hymenoptera; Diprionidae. The transcript is spliced from 16 exons. The coding region runs from base 276 to 4757 and encodes 1493 amino acids.
UUUGGUUCAAAACUGGUUUAAGAACUCGACUGAACUUAUCCGCGAGAUUUUUAAUCCCCGAUCGGGUUUCGUGCAUUUAAAUCUCACGAUAUAGUUUCGCGUUAAGAUUGAAACGUUUUUUUUAUCGUGCAGUGAAAUUGUGCUCGGCGUUAUCUUGCGGAGGAGGAAACUGUCUCUGGAAUCAAGAUUGCAUCGUUUCUCUGGCUGAUUCGUUCGCAUUCGGGAUGAUAUGACACUCGUUUAAGACGAAUCGUUGCUUUGACAGAGCAGUCAACAUGAAGACAAUACUUCAGAUAGUCGCGGUUUUUGUUUUGACCGCGAGUGCACGUCGCCCGGACAAUGACGCCCCCGCUGAGGACGUCUUUGGUGCUCAGCGUCGCGGCGCCUCUCACAAGAGCAACUAUGCCAACAACCAGCCGAACUCCCCUUAUCUUCCGUAUCAACAACCCAGGGAGCGGAAACCCAAUAUCGUCCUCAUAUUGACCGACGACCAGGACGUCGAGCUCGGUUCGCUCAACUUUAUGCCGCGCACUUUGAGACGCAUCAGAGACGAGGGCGCGGAACUCAGGCAUGCUUACGUCACGACACCAAUGUGCUGUCCCAGUCGAAGCUCCUUGUUGACUGGCCGAUAUGUUCACAAUCAUGAAGUUUUCACCAACAACGAUAACUGCAGCAGUCCUCAGUGGCAGAGGGACCACGAACCUCAUUCCUUUGCUGCUUACCUGAGCAACGCUGGAUAUCGAACUGGAUACUUUGGGAAAUACUUGAACAAGUACAACGGGUCUUACAUACCGCCAGGCUGGAGGGAAUGGGGAGGACUGAUAAUGAACUCACGCUACUACAACUACAGCGUUAACAUGAACGGGAAGAAAAUCAAGCACGGUUUUGAGUACAGCAAGGAUUAUUAUCCGGACCUCAUCGCCAAUGAUAGCGUCGCUUUUCUCAGACAGAGUAAGCACAACUUUGCUCGUAAACCACUGAUGUUAGUCGCCAGCUUCCCGUCGCCUCAUGGACCCGAAGAUUCUGCACCGCAAUUUUCUCAUCUGUUCUUCAACGUCACCACUCACCACACUCCGGCCUACGAUUAUGCGCCGAAUCCUGACAAGCAAUGGAUUCUACAGGUCACUCAGAAGAUGCAACCCAUUCACAAGGACUUUACCAAUCUACUAAUGACCAAAAGGCUGCAGACUUUGCAGAGCGUCGAUGCGGCCGUUGAUAGGAUAUACCAAGAGCUGAAAGACUUGGGGGAACUGGACAACACCUAUAUAAUAUACACCUCUGACCACGGCUAUCAUCUGGGUCAAUUUGGAUUAAUAAAGGGAAAAAGUUUUCCCUUUGAAUUCGACGUCCGCGUUCCAUUCCUCAUCAGGGGACCAGGGAUCGAGCCAGGCUCUGUAGUCGACGAUUUGGUUCUGAACAUUGACUUGGCUCCGACGUUUCUUGACAUCGCUGGCGUCGACACUCCGUCUCAGAUGGAUGGUCGGUCUUUCAUGAAACUGUUUCACAACAAACACGGUCGAAGGUCGAAAAUGAAGUGGCCAGACACAUUCCUCAUCGAAUCAUCUGGCCGACGGGAGACACCGGAAUCAAUUGCCGAGGCGAAGGCCCGGGAAGCGAGACGCCAUAAUUCAACCACUGCCAAACCCCCGGAAACUACAGCCGAAUACGAGGAAGUGACGGAACACGAAUCCGACGUCAGCGUCGAACCUCGUGUUCUGGAGAACGACACUGGCAGUGAUCAAGACGUCUCGGAGGACGAGGACUUCGACGAUUCCGGACACGAUGACGCCGGCCCGGAUAUUCAAUUGGACAACCGUGUGCUUCCGGUCCUGCCACCCUUUCCUUCCAAGCACGAACGCCUGGCGAUGGAAUGCUCGCGUCCUGAGGUCCAGGCCGAUUGUGUACCGGGACAAAAAUGGCGUUGUGAACGUGAAGGGCGAAGGUGGAGACGCUACAAAUGCAGGUAUUCGCCGCCGCAGACUCAGAAGGUCUCGAAGAAGUGCGCCUGCUUCACUCCGGAUGGCGUCGUCUACACGAGACUCGAAUCGAAUGAUUUCGAUGGCCAGAAGUACAGCCUUCGUCGGGAACGUCGAGGUGGAAUUUACGGGGACACUGAUUACGUUUUCAGAAGAGGCAAACGAGAAGUUGUUGAUGAGGAAAAAAUUCGCAAUGACGUUCGCCGGGAAUUUGACGAUGAGAACGCAGACCUGAAUUACGACUGGGACGAUCUUCGAGAUCGCCGUGCGAUCGAUGACGAGGAUGAAGACGAUUUUCUCCCUGAAACGAUGUCAUUCGACACGGAACUUCCCGAGGAUAUAGCGGACUACUCGACGCUGAAAAAUCGGUACCGUCGAUCGCUCAACAGCUUGGACCUGAAGACGAACGCAAUCAUUCGUACACCGCUUGAAGCCGCGGAUCAUCUUGAGGACGCGGCAAAGUUGGAAGGAAUCGGUGCGAAGGUUGUUUACUCCGAGAAAAACUUCGUUUACAACAAAUUUAAAAACCAGUCCGAACACUCGGAGAAUCCAAUCCGCUUGGAAGGAUCGGUUGAUCUCGAUCUCGAAGACCUUGACCCCCUCUGGAGCCAGCAUUUCAAUUCCAUGUCUCAUUACACCCCGGGGCAAUUCGAGACGGACUUGGAUCAGAUAGUCAAAGGAAAACUCGACGUUGACGAUAUUGUGCGCAGGCAUAACGUCAUCAGAUCCAAACGGAGCGUCAAGAAGAAGGACACCAUCGACCACGUUACCGAGAUCAUGGAAAGCAUCGAGGAAGAACUGGACGAUUUGAAGAAAUCGCGGGUUGACCAAUCGACAAAAGUGGACCAAGACUCGCUGCCCAGAUGUCUGGUUUCUCCUAACGGCGGGGUGAAUUGUAGCCAGGCCGUUUACGAGAAUCCAGCGGAGUGGCGGACCUCGAGGCGCCAGAUUGAGCAGCAGAUCAGAUCGAUGAGGAAUCAUCUGGAAACCUUGAAAGAAAUUCGGCGUCAUCUGAUGAACAUGCGACCACACAUCGGCGAUGAUGACGAUGAUUCCAAGGAACCAGACGGUGCUCGUAAAUUCCACAAACAGCAUCACCAGAAACCUCACCUCAACCGUCACCACAGAAAGUAUGAAAAAAAUAGACAAAAUACGACGCCCGCUAGCACAACAGAAACCAGUGCAAACACUCCCGUGAGUACAAUCGGGGCCCAUUCAACGGCAACGAAGGAGCCACCGAAGAGUCUUGCGUCCCAGGAAACGACGAUCACGCUCGUACCGACAUCUACGGAAGUCCCGAAGCUUGUUGAGGAGGAAAAGCUUCCGUCGACUGCAGACGUCGAGCAACGAGCAACAACUGGGACAGUUUCCCGGGGAAGAAAAGGCCCGCGAAGACAAAAGGUGCAGAAGGACGUUGGGGAGAACAGGACCGACACCGACGAGGAAAGGGCCAACCAUCGACGCAGAAAGUUCCAUAAUCAGAAGAAAAACAACACCAUCCUGACCAACAGCGUUCACGAGGUUGUUGCCGGCGUUGGCUUACCGGAAACAAUCGAGACCACGGUGCAACAGGAAAUCGCGCCACUCCACAGACACGGUCAUCGGCAAAAACACAUUCCCAUCGCUGUUUCCACCUCCACGAUGGCGACCCUUUCCCCGACGAAUAAGGAUCAUGACGUCGAAGCCCCCUUGGUUCUCGAAGAUACCGACUCCUCGACGAAGGAAGAAGGAAACCACUCGGAGGAUCAUCCUCGCGUCACCCUUGAACCUGAGGCUCCACACACGGAACCAUCGCCAUCAACCGUUCCACCGACGACUCACGCAAUCCUUCGGCCUUCGUCGAAAAAUCAUUCCCACGCAAGGGGGCAAAUCCCUGUUACAACGACGGCUCCAAGGAUAUUCAGGCCCCCGAAAAACAGGACGACCGGAAGUCUCGGACCCGCCAGAAUCGACGUGACAAUUCUUGAACCACCCGACCGCAAGUACAAGCAGGGCAUCACUACAACGAACAAAAACGGCCGACUUCCACCGAUGUUGAACAAUCCACUGGAAGCGAGGCACAAGUGUUACUGCGAGCCUGACUUGUAUCCGAAACGGGAUGAGAAAGAAGUGGCGAAAGAAGAGCGAAGGAAAUUGAAGGAAGAACGACUCAGGAAGAAAGAACGCAAGCUUAGGAAGAAAGCGAAACUUGAAAAGGAGUGUUUGAGCGAAAAAAUGAACUGCUUUGAACACGACAACGAUCACUGGCGAACGGCACCGAUGUGGACCUCGGGGCCAUUCUGCUUCUGCAUGAACGCAAACAACAAUACCUACUCGUGUGUUCGCACGAUAAACGUCACCCACAAUUUCCUCUACUGCGAAUUUACCACGGGCCUGGUAACCUUCUACAAUUUGAGAGUUGACCCGUUCGAACAGUGGAAUAGAAUUUCAACACUGACAUCUGCGGAAAGGUCUUACCUUCACGACCAACUAGAACAUCUGAAGGGUUGCAGAGGGACGCGUGAUUGCACGGUCGGUAGCGCUAAGGAUAACUUUCCACAGACGCAACAGCAUCAGAGAUAUGCGAGUAAAAGAAAGUACAGCAAUGCUUUUGCUGCAGACAUGUUUGUGCCGUCAGCGUUACAAAUUAUCCGGGAAAGUGAGCUGGGUGGUCACCCAAACAAAAAACGCAAAAAGUUACCAAACCCGUGGAAAAGACGCAGCAGAAGUUGGCAAAGUGGAUGGCGGCACCACGAAGAAUUCGCAACAACAAAUUCGCGGCGUCAUCGGCAUCAAUACUAGUUCCCCAGUGAAUUAAUUCCCAUAUUUCGUCUUAUUUCUACAGUCUCUGUAUCCAACCAUUCGGGCACUCUUUUCUUUAUUCCACUAUUGUCAGACAGCGAUGAAAUCAUACAGCUAUUAUGGUGAUUCAAGUAUAAGUUCAGUGAAUGCUUCGAUCGAAACAGUGCUAGUUUUGCAAAGUUUUUUGGAGCCAUGGAUCCACCCAAUUUUAUUUGCCUUACACGAGAUUUAUGGUUGGACAAAUAACGUUGAAUUCGCUUACUCGCUACUCAGACAGUACAUUAGAAACAUUUACACAAUAUACAAGGCUUAAUAGAUCCAUAGCAAAAACUUCAGUUACAGAUUUGCAUUGUAUUUCAGAACAACAGGGUCAUGAAAGUAUGAAAUUCGUUUUAAUCUGAUGGCAAACGAACAAUCAGUUUGAUACUGUAAUACGUACACUACUGUUAUGACUUUUAAUUAAUGAAUUAUACUAAUGAAUUAAUGAUACGCCCGAAUGAUACGACAGUGAUAAUUUCCCUGUAACCAUAAAUAUAUGCAUACAUUAUUAUAGGUAUUCGUAUACCUAUAAGUUCCCGAUAUUAAGUAACUAUCUAAUAUUUAUAAUAAUUAUAUCUGAUAACUUGUAAUUAAUACUUGUAUUACGACUUUCAAGGCUUAAGCACACAACGAAACCAAACUGUCGUACCAUCGAUUUUUCCUCUGUCUUCACGUUCUCAAACAGUCUAGUUUUAAACAAAUUUGAUU